Necator americanus (New World hookworm) is the source of this 795-nucleotide messenger RNA. RefSeq lists its product as uncharacterized. NCBI's taxonomy places the organism in Eukaryota, Metazoa, Nematoda, Chromadorea, Rhabditida, Ancylostomatidae. The transcript is spliced from 2 exons. The coding region runs from base 1 to 795 and encodes 264 amino acids. The record is from RefSeq and is a predicted model, not a curated record.
AUGAGGAUUCUUGAACUUCAGCUCGACUACGUUCUGGCGAGGAACAUUCCUCAGUCAAAUAUCCGAAAAUGUAGAGCUGUUUGGGGCGUCACUUUCGACUCUGACCACCCUCAAAUUCUACUCAGCUUCAAGAUACGGUUCCACAAGAGAAACCGAGAAAUUCCUCUUCAGCCGAAAAUUGACAUGACAGGUCUGAAAGACGAAGAAUGCAGAACGAAAAUCCUCCAACGUGUGUAUGUUCAUGUUGGAGUACGGGCCAGGAAGAAGCUUAACGAUGCGGAUUCCUUCACGAAUUGCACCCAGGAUGCUGCUAGGGAAACGCUCCCGGUUCUAUUGCCGCCGAAGAACACUGGUGACUUCAACCAGGAAAAACGUCUUAGAAAAAAGCUGCGUCGUCGUACGUCAAGGGCGAUGGAGUUCGGGAAGGCGUGGGAGCACCAGAACCCGCGGAAAGCCUGUGCUUUACUAAAACAGUAUUGCGACAAAAUGAAAAGAUGUUCUCCUGUCCUCAACUCUGCCAAUGGAGUAGCUGUCGGUGAAGCAACCCUUCCAAUUUGGAGGGACUUCAAGGCCUUGCUGAACCGGCUAGCACCGUCAGCUCCUGAACUCGAGCACGUUCAUAGACCGACAUGUGCGGUUAACGAGGAGCCACCGACCGAGUCGGAGGUCCUGGUCUGUAUUCAGAAAAUAAAGAAUGGGAAAUCUGGUGGAGACGAUGGGAUUAGCGCAGAAAUGCUGAAAUAUCUUCCUUUGUCUGGGAUUCGUGAGAUUACGAAGAUAAUCCGUUCAAUAUGA